This is a messenger RNA of Anthostomella pinea, 924 nucleotides long. Lineage: Eukaryota; Fungi; Ascomycota; Sordariomycetes; Xylariales; Xylariaceae. The record is from the annotation of a GenBank genome assembly.
AUGCACGCUGCACAAGUUCAGUCCUGGUCCGAAGGCCCGCGCUACACCGCCGUGGACAGUCCUCCGGCGCCAUCAGACGACCAGAUCCAGCUCCGCGUCUUGGCAGCCGGCGCCCACCGAGUCGUCCGGUCUCGAGCAGCAGGCAAGCAUUACUCGGCCCGCGCACUCCCCCACAGAGUCGGCAUAGACUGUGUCGGCCAAGACGAGGCGACCGGCAAGCUGUACUACUACUUCAACCUCCACCUCGGCACAUUCGCCGAAUACAUCAACGUCGACAGGAAUGUCGUCUACGAACUGCCGGACGGGACCGACCCGGCGUCGUUCGCCGCCAGCGUCAACCCGGCCUUCAGCAGCUGGAUGGCCAUCACGCAGCGCACCUUCAAUCUCCCAAAGGACUACACCGUCCUGAUCGUCGGUGCAACGAGCGCAAGCGGCUUGCUAGCGGCCCAGGUUGCGAGGGACCUCGGCGCCGGCAAAGUCAUCGGCGUGGCCCGAAACGCCGCCGCGCUGGACAGAGUCGCCGGCCUCGACGAGCAGAUCGUGCUCAAGGAUCCUGUCACCGACACCGACUUCUCCCAGGUCGACUGCGACGUCAUCCUGGACUACGUCUACGGCGACGUCACCACGCACAUCCUUUCGUCGCCGAAGGUCAAGAAGCCGGUCCAGUACGUCCAGAUCGGCAGUCUGGCGCAGCAGACGGCGACCCUGCCGUCGCAUAUAUUCAGAUCCUACGACCUGACGAUGAGGGGUGCCGGACCGGGCGCGUGGAGCUUGAAGGCGUUGGCGCAGGAGAUGAAGACCAUGGUGCCGAAGAUGGCGGGCUGGAAGUUGCUCGAGGCGCAUAGUGUGCCCCUGAAGGAUAUCGAGACGGCGUGGAAUGAUACGUCGUUGGCAGCCAAGGGCAGGGUGGUCUUUGUUCCCUGA